Messenger RNA from Rotaria sordida, 345 nucleotides. NCBI's taxonomy places the organism in Eukaryota, Metazoa, Rotifera, Eurotatoria, Philodinida, Philodinidae. The record is from the annotation of a GenBank genome assembly.
AUGACCAUUUUUCCGAUAGACUUACCAAAAUUUUUUUCACUCAAUUGUCGACGAAAAUAUUUUGCUCCAACUGAAGUUAAUAUUGGUGAUGUUGUUAAUUUAAUUGGUGGUACAAUAUUUGGAUUUCCAGCUUUAUUUAAAACUUUAUCACAAUAUGGAAUUUAUGGUGAUCAAAAUAAUUGUUCAUCAUCAUCAUUAAUAAAUAGAACAGAAAUAGAAAUUCGAGAAUUAUCUUGUGAAAAUGCAUUAACAUUAGAAAUUAUUUUAUUUGAAAUUCCAUCAGUAAUUAUUGGUCCAUUGAUUGAUAGAUUUGGAUGUCGAUUUGUUAAAUUAAUUACAAUAUAA